Ochotona princeps (American pika) is the source of this 1847-nucleotide messenger RNA. It is a transcript of the gene SLC39A14, whose product is annotated as solute carrier family 39 member 14. The transcript has 9 exons. The record is from RefSeq and is a predicted model, not a curated record. The coding region runs from base 115 to 1587 and encodes 490 amino acids. Gene Ontology annotation, biological process: zinc ion import across plasma membrane; intracellular zinc ion homeostasis. NCBI's taxonomy places the organism in Eukaryota, Metazoa, Chordata, Mammalia, Lagomorpha, Ochotonidae. Gene Ontology annotation, molecular function: zinc ion transmembrane transporter activity. Gene Ontology annotation, cellular component: membrane.
GCUGCUUCUGCUGCUGCUGCUUCUGUUAGCGCCGCCGGCCGCCGGGGCCUGGCGGGCUAGUGCGCAGGGCCUCCUGCCGGCUGUCAGAACCACGUACAGGUGCCUUUGGCCACCAUGAAGCUGCUGCACUCAGCCCUCCCCGGUUGCUUCCUGUUGAUACUGCUGGGCUUGUGGCGGGCCGCUCCUGAAGCUUACGCUGCGUCCACGGCCACGCCAACCCUCAGCGCCGCCUCCUUCCUGGGGGACCUCAUGCAUCGCUAUGGCGAAGGUGACAGCCUCACCCUGCGGCAGCUGAAAACCCUGCUGAACCGCCUGGAUGUGGUCAUGGACCGGGACAACGUCAGCCAGCCUGUGUCGGGCCCCAGGAACCUCUCCACGUGUUUCAGUUCUGGGGACCUGUUUGCUGCCCACAACCUCAGCGAGCAGUCGCUCAUCGGGCGGCGCGAGUUCCAGGAGUUCUGCCCCACCAUACUGCAGCAGCUCGAUUCCCGUGCCUGCAGCUCCGAAAACCAGGAGAACGAGGAAAACGAGCAGACAGCAGAAGGCGGCCCGAGCGCCCUGGAAGUGUGGGGCUUCGGGUUCCUCAGUGUCUCGGUGAUUAACCUGGCCUCUCUCCUGGGAGCCCUCGUGGUGCCGUGCACGGAGCGGCCGUUUUUCAACCGCGUGCUCACUUACUUCAUCGCGCUCUCCAUUGGAACGCUGCUCUCUAACGCGCUCUUCCAGCUCAUCCCAGAGGCUUUUGGGUUCAACCCCCUGGAAGAUUAUUAUGUCUCUAAGUCGGCAGUGGUGUUUGGGGGCUUUUACCUUUUCUUUUUCACAGAGAAGAUCUUGAAGAUGCUGCUGAAACAGAGGAAUGAGCACCACCACGGACAUAGCCACUACACGUCGGACACGCUGCCUUCCAGGAAGGACCAGGAGGAGGGUGUGACGGAGAAGCUGCAGAAUGGGGACUUGGACCACAUGAUCCCCCAACACAGUGACGGCGAGCUGGAUGGCAAGGCCUCUGCCGUGGACGAGAAAGUCAUCGUGGGCUCGCUGUCCGUGCAGGACCUGCAGGCAUCACAGAGUGCCUGCUACUGGCUGAAAGGCGUGCGCUACUCCGACAUUGGCACCCUGGCCUGGAUGAUCACGCUCAGCGAUGGGCUGCACAAUUUCAUCGACGGGCUGGCCAUCGGCGCCUCCUUCACCGUGUCCGUCUUCCAAGGCAUCAGCACUUCCGUGGCCAUCCUCUGUGAGGAGUUCCCGCACGAGCUGGGCGACUUCGUCAUCCUGCUCAACGCCGGCAUGAGCCUCCAGCAGGCCCUCUUCUUCAACUUCCUGUCGGCCUGCUGCUGCUACGUGGGGCUGGCCUUCGGCAUCCUGGCUGGCAGCCAUUUCUCUGCCAACUGGAUCUUCGCGCUGGCGGGCGGCAUGUUCUUGUACAUUGCUCUGGCUGACAUGUUCCCCGAGAUGAACGAGGUGGCCCAGGAGGAUGAGAGGAAGGGCAGCGUCCUGAUCCCGUUCGUGAUCCAGAACCUGGGCCUCCUUACGGGCUUCACCAUCAUGCUGCUGCUCACCAUGUACUCGGGACAGAUCCAGAUCGGCUAGCGGCCCUGGCUCGGCAGCCCCCCGCCCCAGCCCCGGCUCCCGCGAGGCACCACCGAGGAAGCCGUCCCGCUGAAAACUGUGACUCAGGCUCUGGGCUGGGGUUUGGAUGUCAACUCUUCUCCACAGCCACUCUCCUCGGGCGUAUGCCCACCUGAGACCUGGUUUCUAGGGAGCAUCUGGCACCCUUGUCUCUGCCCUUCCUUGCUCACAGAGAUUCGAGCCUCUGAAUGCGGCUUCCAGCAAGAGCGUCCCCACGCCCU